This is a messenger RNA of Ascoidea rubescens DSM 1968, 3105 nucleotides long. It is a transcript of the gene GDH2, whose product is annotated as glutamate dehydrogenase (NAD(+)). Gene Ontology annotation, cellular component: mitochondrion. The transcript has a single exon. Lineage: Eukaryota; Fungi; Ascomycota; Saccharomycetes; Ascoideales; Ascoideaceae. Gene Ontology annotation, molecular function: L-glutamate dehydrogenase (NAD+) activity. Bases 1 to 3105 code for a protein of 1034 amino acids. The record is from RefSeq and is a predicted model, not a curated record.
AUGGCUCAAGUCCAUCUCUCUCCCCCCACUUCUCACUUCAACAACUUAUCUCUAUCAUCAGACUCCAUCAAUGAUAAUGAUUACUAUAACUAUAACUCAAUUCCCUUCACCGACUCAGACAAACUCAACCAAAUUGAGGUUGUCAUGAACAAAAUCGACAACUUAGGUUUCAUUCCUGACAAUUUAAUUGAAUCCGAGGUAAAGUUCUUCUAUGAAAACUUGGGUAUUGACAACAACUAUUUCCUCAAGGAAUCCACUGAUUCAAUUGUCUCCAACAUCCACGCCUUAUACUCUGCUAAAUUGCUAAAUUUCAUCAACAACUCCAAGGACAACUCCAAAGAAGAUCACUUUUCAAUUAGCCAUAAAAUCGAAAACGACGACCACGCCAUCUAUAUCGGCGAUUUUGAUGAAAGAAUUGACCAAAAGUACCUUGACAACUCAGACUCCGCAGCUAAUACUGCUUAUAGAUUAGAAUCCUUCAGCUCAAACUUGUCCUCCUUCAACAACUUGAAAUUGAACUUUGUCUAUAAAUGCAACUUCACUGACUCAGAUAAAAACAACUUGUUCGACUCAACCUUUGACAAAAUCGCUUCUCCAGAGACUAAAAAGAUUUACAUCAACUUGAUCAACCAAUUGAAAAAGACAAACAACCCAGUCAUCACCCACUACAACAUCCUCAACACAAACACUUACAGAAUCAUCAUAGCUUUGAACCAAAAGACUUCCUCAAACUACUCUUCCUCUCUAUCAAACUUGUGUCACUACUAUAACUUGAACUUGUCCAAGAAAUACGUUGAACAAUUUAAAAAUGGUACAACCAUCAUCUCCCUCUAUGUCUCCCCCUCUUCUGACCACCCAAAUAGCAACAUCAACCUUUCAAUCAACCAAGUCUUGAAAGAAGCCUCUCUCUUGUACUCCAUCCCCAAAAACUUGUUCCAAGAAAACUUCAAAAACCAUCAACUCUCUUUGCAAGAAUGUAUCUAUGCUCACUGUGGUGUAAUCUUCGUCACACAUUUCCUCAACAGGUUAGGCCCAGAAUACAACACUUUAAAACAAUUGUUAUCUUCCUCUUCUCCAUCUACUUCUUCCCUCUCUUCCACUGAAGUCCUUUUGAAAUUGAAAAACAGAUUAACCUCAGAAACCUUUUCUCAAAACUACAUCAAGGAAACCUUUCAAAAACAUUACAAAAUCAUCCAAAGAUUAUACCGUCACUUUGCUGACAUCCAUUACAUCCAAUCUGGUCUUGAAAAGACUCUAUCCUUCAAAAGAUUGGAACAACUUGAAACCGUUGAAGAUGAUGCUCAAUUCAAUGAAAUCCUAAGCCGUUAUUGCUCUUCCAAUGAAACCGACAUCUUGGUCCUUAAAUCCUUAUACAACUUCAACAAGUCUAUCUUAAAGACAAACUUUUUCUUAUCCUCAAAGGUUGCCAUUUCCUUUAGAUUAAAUCCAACUUUCUUACCAGAAUCAGAGUAUCCAAACAAACCAUUUGGCUUGUUCUUUGUUGUUGGUUCAGAAUUCAGAGGCUUCCACAUCAGAUUUAAGGAUAUCGCUAGAGGUGGUAUUAGAAUUGUCUUGUCCAGAUCCCCUGAUAACUAUAACACCAACUUGAGAAACUUGAUUGAUGAAAACUAUAACUUGGCUAGCACCCAACAAAGAAAAAACAAAGAUAUUCCCGAAGGUGGUUCCAAGGGUGUCAUUCUUUUGGAUUACGGUGUUGCUCAAACUCGUCCAAAGGCUUCUUUUGACAAGUAUAUUGACGCUGUUAUUGACUUGUUAAUCAAACCUGUCGAUGAGUCAAAAUCAAACCAAAUUGUCGAUUUAUACAAGAAACCUGAAAUCUUAUUCAUGGGUCCAGAUGAAAACACUGCCGGUUUCGUUGAUUGGGCCACUUUGCAUGCCAAAAAAAGAGGUGCCCCAUGGUGGAAAUCCUUCUUCACUGGUAAAUCUCCAACUAUCGGUGGUAUUCCUCAUGAUGAAUAUGGUAUGACCACCUUGUCUGUCAGAGCCUUUGUCGACAAGAUUUAUGCCAAAUUAAAUGUCCAAGAUACUUCUUCAAUUAGAAAAGUUCAAACUGGUGGUCCAUCUGGUGAUUUAGGUUCAAACGAAAUCAGAUUGUCUGAUGAGAAAUAUGUCGCUGUUAUUGAUGGCCCAGCUGUUGUUGGUGAUCCAAAUGGUCUUGACAGAACUGAAUUGGGAAGAUUGGCUCGUGAAAGAUUAGACUUGUCCCACUUUGAUAAAUCCACCUUAUCUGACAAGGGUUUCUUUGUCAAGGCCGAUGACACUGACAUUGUUUUACCAAAUGGCUUGAAAUUCCUUAAUGGUAUUGUCUUGAGAAACACUGCUCAUUUGAAAUUAAAAGAAUUGGUUGGUGAUGUCGAUCUUUUCGUUCCUUGUGGUGGUAGACCUGCUGCUAUUGACACCAAUAAUGUGGGUGCAUUGAUCGAUAAAAAGACUGGCAAAGCUGUUAUUCCAUACAUUGUUGAAGGUGCCAAUUUGUUUAUUACCCAAGAUGCUAAGAUUGUUUUGGAAAAGGCUGGAGCCUAUUUGUUUAAAGACGCUUCAACCAACAAGGGUGGUGUCACAUCAUCUUCUCUUGAGGUUUUGGCAUCAUUAGCUUUUAAUGAUGCCGACUUCUUGAAUAAUAUGUGUGCUAAUUCUGAGGGCAAAGUGCCAGAGUUUUAUAAAGAAUACGUCGAGAAUAUUCAAAAGGUCGUUAUUAAUAAUGCUAAUUUAGAAUUUGAUAUGCUCUGGAAAUUAAAACAAGAAACUGGCAAGACCUUUAGCGAGUUGUCUGAUGAUUUGUCUAUUGCUAUAAAUAAAUUGGGGGACGAUUUAGCCGCAAGCAAAGAAUUGUGGGAUGAAGACACUCCAUUUAGAAACGCAGUUUUGAUCGAUGCUUUCCCUCGUAUAUUAUUGACCAAAGCCGGUGGUAUUGAAGGCAUUCUUUCCAGAGUCCCAGAAGCAUACUUGAAGGCUAUUUUUGCUACUCAUUUGUCUUCUCAAUAUGUUUACUCAAGAGGUAUUGACUCUAAUCCAGCCAGGUUCUUGGAAUACAUUUCUUCGCUUAGAAAGCAAUAUAUCAAAGAAGGCAUCUUAGCCAACUAG